AUGGAAAGUCUUACCAACGUACCACACAACGGUAGACAGGCAGAAAUUUCUUCGCAAAGUACAAUCAGUCUUCUUAACGAGAAGCAGUACAAGUGUGCAAGUGUUUUAAUUAUUCAGCUGGAUCGAUUGGCUCCUUCAAAUUCGCGUCUCUCUAUUGUACCCAACAAACGGUGUGUGAACAAUUCACAAAUGAAAACGAAUGUGGUGUACGUUGAAGUUGCGGACAACGGUUUGGCUUCAUUCGUUCCCGGCGCAAACAGAAUUCGGUUUCAAGGUUGA
Molecule: messenger RNA, 279 nt
Organism: Opisthorchis viverrini
Lineage: Eukaryota; Metazoa; Platyhelminthes; Trematoda; Opisthorchiida; Opisthorchiidae
Exons: 1
Coding region: 1-279 (92 amino acids)
Source: RefSeq, a predicted model, not a curated record